AUGGAGCGGUGCCAUCCGUCCGAGGUGUACGAGCUCUUCGUCCGGCACAUGAACACCCCGAGGGUCGUGGUGGACAACGGGGUGUGCGAGACGGCGACGCUGGUGCAGGUGCACAGCGCGCGGAAGCACGGCGUGCUGCUGGAGGCGGUGGCCGCGCUGUCGGAGCACGGCGUCUGCGUCCGGAAGGGGUACAUCUCCUCCGACGACGGCCGGUGGUUCAUGGACGUCUUCCACGUCACGGACGCAGCGGGCUGCAAGGUCGCCGACGCCGACAAGCUGCUCGUCCGGCUCGAGUCCUCGCUCGCCGCCGCGGCGGCCGCGGCCGACGCAUUGCCGCGCCCGGUGGGGUGCGACCCGCCCGCCAAGGAGGCGCUCUGCCUGCUCGAGCUCAUCGGCGUCGACCGCCCGGGGCUCCUCUCGGAGGUGUUCGCCGUGCUGCACGACCUGCGCUGCAGCACCGUGGACGCCAAGGCGUGGACGCACGGCGGCUGCGUCGCCGCCCUGGUGUUCGUCCGCGACGAGGACACCGGCGCGCCCAUCCACGACGCGGCCCGGAUCAGGCGCAUCGAGUCCCGGCUCAGGCACGUCCUCCGGGGCGGCGCGCGCGGCGCGAGGACGGUCCUGCUCGACGCGGCGGCGGUCGGCAACCUGGACCGGAGGCUCCACCAGCUGCUGAGCGAGGACAGGGAUGCCGACCGCCGGGCCCCCGCGGAGGGGCCGGCGACGACGGCGACGGCGGUGGCGGUGCAGGAGUGGGGGGAACGGGGGUACUCGGUGGUGACCGUGAGCUGCCGCGACCGGCCGAAGCUGCUGUUCGACGUCGUCUGCACCUUGACAGACCUGGACUACGUGGUGUACCACGGCACCUUCGACACCGACGGCGAUCACGCGCAGCAGGAAUUCUACAUCAGGCGGCUGGACGGGCGGGCUGCUGGCCUACGUGACGCGCGUGUUCCGGGAGAACAGCCUCUCGGUCACGCACGCCGAGAUCACCACCAGGGGCGACAUGGCCGUGAACGUCUUCCACGUCACCGACGUGGCCGGCCGCCCCGCCGACCCCAAGACCAUCGACGAGGUCAUCCACGGGGUCGGCACCGAGAGCCUCCGCGUGGACGAGGAGCGGUGGCCCCGCCUCUGCUCGACGGAGGGGGACGCCGGCGGCGGCGGCGCAGGCGCUGGCUUGUUCUCGCUCGGCAGCCUGGUGAAGAAGAAUCUCUACAACCUUGGCCUCAUCAGAUCCUGCUCCUGAAGGACCGGAGGAGGAGGACGCGUGUCGGACGGGAUGCUUUGUGUGAAUACGGGACGGUACAGGGGCUAGUUUGUAAAUUAAGUAGGUCUUCUUUUUCUAGGUCUAGCGGUUACGUGUACAUAGCAGACACGAGGAAGUUGCCGGUGGGUCAUGUAUGUACGUAUGUUCCGUUUACGUGCAAGUAG
Messenger RNA from Triticum turgidum subsp. durum (durum wheat), 1434 nucleotides. NCBI's taxonomy places the organism in Eukaryota, Viridiplantae, Streptophyta, Magnoliopsida, Poales, Poaceae. The record is from the annotation of a GenBank genome assembly.